Ilex paraguariensis (yerba mate) is the source of this 1053-nucleotide messenger RNA. The record is from the annotation of a GenBank genome assembly. NCBI's taxonomy places the organism in Eukaryota, Viridiplantae, Streptophyta, Magnoliopsida, Aquifoliales, Aquifoliaceae.
AUGCCUGAUUAUAUACGUGGGAAGAAGAGACUUACGGAAUUGAAUAUGUGUUGCACCAAUUCAGUCUGGCAAGAUACCUCAAAAAACAAUAGCCAUUUAAUUUCUCAGGUUGUUGAUGAUUUUCGCAGCCCCCUCUUGCCCGGGUUGCCCGAUGAUGUGGCCAAGUGCUGCCUUGCUCUUGUCCCUCGAUCUAACUUCCCUGCUAUGGGUGGUGUGUCCAAGCGAUGGAGGAUGUUUAUCAAGAGUAAAGAGUUCAUCACAGUUCGAAAACUAGCUGGCAUGCUUGAGGAGUGGCUCUAUGUGCUGACAACGGAUGCUCAAGGAAAGGGGAGCCACUGGGAGGUUUUGGAUUGUUUGGGACACAAGCACCAUGACCUUCCACUGAUGCCUGGUAAUUUCAAGGCUGGUUUUGGCGUUGUGGUUCUCAACGGAAAACUUCUAGUCAUGGCUGGCUAUACAAUAAUGGAAGGGGUUGGGUCUGCCUCGGCAGAUGUAUACCAAUAUGAUUCUUGCCUCAACAGCUGGAGCAAAUUAGCAAGCAUGAAUGUGGCUCGCUACGACUUUGCUUGUGCAGAGGUAGAUGGCAUGGUUUAUGUAGUUGGGGGUUAUGGGAUGGAUGGUGAGUCUCUCUCUUGUGCUGAGGUGUACAACCCAGAUGUUAACAAGUGGACCUUAAUUGAGAGUCUUCGUCGCCCAAGAUGGGGUUGCUUUGCUUGUGGUUUUGAGGGAAAGCUUUACAUUAUGGGUGGAAGGUCAAGUUUCACUAUUGGAAACUCAAGGUUUGUUGAUGUGUAUAACCCUGAGAAGCACAGCUGGUGUGAAAUGAAAAAUGGUUGUGUCAUGGUCACUGCUCAUGCUGUGCUUGGAAAGAAUCUCUUUUGCAUGGAAUGGAAGAAUCAGCGGAAACUAGCCAUAUUUAAUCCUGAUGACAAUUCAUGGAAGAUGGUUCCAGUUCCAGUGACUGGAAGCUCAAAAAUUGGGUUUCAGUUUGGGAUAUUGGAUGGAAAGCUUUUACUGUUCUCGCUGGAUGAGGAACCUGCUUACCAUNAGUGA